AUGCGUAUAGGCCAGGCAACCGCAGUGCCGGCCAGGCACUGUCCUGAUUUCUUCGGGUGGGCGCAGCGCAAUCAGCGCCCCUCCCACUUUCCCGCGCGCAGCUGCCGGAAGCGGAAACAACUCUCCCGGACGGGCUUCCUGUUCGCUGUCUCCGGAAGCUGCGGUCUGCUGUCGGCCCUCGGCCUUUUCCAGGGCGAGUGGGUGUGGGUGGCCCGGGCGGGAGCGUCGUCGGACACUGCCCAACCCCACCUGGCCAAGGUGCAGGUCCAGGAGCCCCGCUGGAACCUAGCCGAGAGGCUGGGACCCGGCUCCGGGCAGCCGCGAGAGCAGCUUGCCGACCACCUGGCGUUGGUGUCCUCCACGCUGGCUUUUAAUCUCGGCUGUGACCCCCUGGAAGUGGGAGAGCUCAGAAUUCAGAGGUACACGGAAGGCUCCAUCAGUCCUGAAGACAGAGGAAGCUGCUCAUUGCUGCCUGGGCCUCCAUUUGCCAGAGAGUUACACAUCGACAUUGUGUCCUCUCCCAACUACAGCACUAGUGGAAAUUAUGACCAGGUUCUUUAUCGGCACUUUCAGACACCCAGGGUGGUCCAGGAAGGUGAUAUUCUGUGUGUGCCGACAGCUGGUCAAGUAGAGACCCUGGAAGGACGUCUGGAGAGACUGCCCAGGUGGCACGAGGUAUAUUUUAAAGUGAAGAAAACCAUUGGAGAUGCUCCGGGUGGGCUGUCUGGUGCCUACUUGGCUGAUACCACACAUACCUCCUUGUACAUGGUGGGCUCCACUCUGAGCCCUGUGCCUGCACACCCUUCCGGAGGGCAGAGUCUCUGGGGUGGCUUAUCCCCUCCUGGCCUGGAGGCCUUGGUGACUUCACUCUGUGCCAUCCUGAAGCCUUGUCUUCAGCCAGGAGGUGCCCUGCUGACAGGCACGAACUGUGUCCUUCUGCGGGGACCCCCGGGCAGCGGGAAGACCACUGCAGUGGCCGCUGCCUGCAGUCGCCUUGGGCUGCACUUGCUGAAGGUGCCCUGCUCCAGUCUUUGUGCAGACAGUAGUGCGGCCUCUGAGGCAAAGCUGCAGACUGCCUUCUCCCGAGCCCGCUGCUGCCGGCCUGCUGUCCUGCUGCUCACGGCUGUGGACCUGCUGGGCCGCGACCACAAUGGGCUGGGCGAGGACCCCCGGGUGGUAGCUAUGCUUCGUCACCUCCUCCUUGAUGAGGACCCCCCCAGCAGCUUCCCCCCGCUAAUGGCCGUGGCCACCACAAGCCGGGCCCAGGGCCUGCCUGCUGACGUGCAGAUGGCGUUUCCCCAUGAGCUGGAGGUGCCUGUGCUGUCCGAGGGCCAGCGGCUCAGCAUCCUGCAGGCCCUCACCGCCCACCUGCCCCUGGGCCAAGAGGUCAACCUGGCACAGCUGGCCCGGCGGUGUGCGGGAUUUGUGGCAGGGGACCUGUGUGCCCUCCUGGCCCACAGCAGCCGGGCAGCCUGCACCAGAAUCAAGAACUCAGGUUCAGGGGGCAGCCUGAGUGAGGAGGAUGAGGUGGAGCUGUGUGCUGCUGGCUUCCCCCUCCUGGCCGAGGACUUCGGGCAGGCACUGGAGCAGCUGCAGACAGCUCACUCCCAGGCUGUGGGGGCACCCAAGAUCCCCUCGGUGUCCUGGCAUGAUGUGGGUGGACUGCAGGAGGUGAAGAGGGAGAUCCUGGAGACCAUCCAGCUUCCCCUGGAGCACCUAGAGCUGCUGGGCCUGGGCCUGCGACGCUCGGGCCUUCUGCUGCACGGGCCCCCAGGCACUGGGAAGACCUUGCUAGCCAAAGCAGUGGCCACGGAGUGCAGCCUGACCUUCCUCAGCGUGAAGGGGCCAGAGCUCAUCAACAUGUAUGUGGGCCAGAGCGAAGAGAACGUGCGGGAAGUGUUUUCCAGGGCCAGGGCUGCUGCCCCAUGCAUCAUCUUCUUUGAUGAGCUGGACUCCUUGGCUCCAAGCCGGGGACGCAGUGGAGACUCUGGGGGCGUGAUGGACAGGGUGGUGUCUCAGCUCCUGGCAGAGCUGGACGGGCUUCACAGCACCCAGGACGUGUUCGUGAUCGGAGCCACCAACAGACCAGACCUCCUGGACCCUGCCCUCCUUCGGCCUGGCAGGUUUGACAAGCUGGUGUUUGUUGGGGCGAGCGAGGACCGGGCCUCCCAGCUGCGUGUUCUGAGUGCCAUCACCCACAAGUUUAAGCUCGAGCCCUCGGUGAACCUGGUGAAUGUGCUGGACCACUGCCCUCCCCAACUGACGGGAGCAGACCUCUACUCUCUCUGCUCUGAUGCCAUGACCUCCGCCCUCAAACGUAGGGUUCGUGACUUGGAGGAAGGGCUGGAGCCUGGGAGCUCAGCUCUGUUGCUCACCAUGGAGGACCUGCUACAGGCUGCUUCCCGGCUACAGCCCUCAGUCAGCGAGCAGGAGCUGCUCCGGUACAAGCACAUCCAGCGCAAGUUUGCUGCCUGCUAGGAGCCUCCUGCCACCAGGACCUGCCUGCUAUGGCGAAAGGUACCUACCAGGCUCUUCAGAGCCCCAUGAGGAAAGAGCUCAUCCUUGGGU
Messenger RNA from Fukomys damarensis (Damara mole-rat), 2568 nucleotides. RefSeq names its product peroxisomal biogenesis factor 6 (gene Pex6). Bases 1 to 2478 code for a protein of 825 amino acids. The record is from RefSeq and is a predicted model, not a curated record. Lineage: Eukaryota; Metazoa; Chordata; Mammalia; Rodentia; Bathyergidae. The transcript has 18 exons. Gene Ontology annotation, molecular function: ATP hydrolysis activity; ATP binding. Gene Ontology annotation, cellular component: cytosol; peroxisomal membrane. Gene Ontology annotation, biological process: protein import into peroxisome matrix.